Messenger RNA from Anopheles stephensi (Asian malaria mosquito), 3237 nucleotides. It is a transcript of the gene YME1L, whose product is annotated as ATP-dependent zinc metalloprotease YME1L. Gene Ontology annotation, biological process: mitochondrion organization; protein quality control for misfolded or incompletely synthesized proteins. NCBI's taxonomy places the organism in Eukaryota, Metazoa, Arthropoda, Insecta, Diptera, Culicidae. The coding region runs from base 237 to 2528 and encodes 763 amino acids. The record is from RefSeq and is a predicted model, not a curated record. Gene Ontology annotation, cellular component: mitochondrial inner membrane. The transcript has 8 exons. Gene Ontology annotation, molecular function: ATP-dependent peptidase activity; metalloendopeptidase activity; ATP binding.
AGAAAUGUCAAAUUAUACAACAGCCAAAAAAGUCCAAUCGUGAGCAGCAGAAAUCUUUGCGCUUAUUAUUACGUGAAAAAUAGCAAAAUAUCAACGUUCCAGUGGGACUCGAUUGAUUCCAUUCAGUAACAAGCGUGUUGCAGCAUUCCCGUACGGUAGCAUCCGUUCGCUAAACGUACUGCGAAGGCCAAUUUUAGCGGGCAGCAUCCAUUUUGAUAACACAACCUCGCGCUAGCAUGUUUACAGUAAACACACAUCAGCACCAAAUACUGUUCCAUCUGUCUCAAAUUACGCCACGACAUAGUAAUAUUGCGUUCAAGAAGCAGCAUAGACAUCACCAGGCACAACAACAGCAGCAGCAGCAGCAAGGAAAGGAAGCAGUAUCUCAGCUAGCGCAGCAGGAUUUUGUUCCACGCUUGAAGCAAUCGCUCGUCCAGUUUUAUACCGAUGCGUUCCGAAGUUCGGUGGAACCGGCUGCAGCGGGAGCGGCGACGGCGCAAGUGCCAGCGGAGGAGCUGUACCGGCUGAAAUUACCCCGCCGACUGGAGCGAAACCUGCUGAAACACUUCAGCCAGGUGGAACUGCUGGGCAGUAUAAAGGAAAGCACGCCUUGGAGUUUGAACGUUACGCCUAAGGUGAAAAAGGGAAAGCAUGAUGCAAUCGGCGAGCGUGUAUCUUUCAGCGGCGAAUCUGUGCAGAAAAUCGUCCGAAGCCUUCUGUCGCAGCAUACGAGCUGGAACGUUGUGCAGCAGCGCGGCUUCAAGACGGUUCGUUCCAUAAAUGCCGAAUUGAAACGCAAUCCGGCCCUCUACACGCGAAUGAAGGAUGCAUUGGGAAAUCCCACACCGCCAAUCUCGCACAAGUACGACCCGGUGGCAUACUCCGCACAAACGAUCAGCCCUACUGCACAUGGCGAACCGCUGAACAAGCUGCUGACCGACGAUCCGAUGCUGUCGGACGAGCAGCGACAGCGGCUAAAGAUUGCUUUCGCCGAGGGCUACCUCACCGCGUCCCAUCCGGACCAGCAAAACCGGUCGGGCAAGGCGAUGAAGUAUUUGAAAUUCUUCCAGCAGCUGCUGAUUAUUGUCGUGUUUAUCGGCAUUUUCAUUAGCAUGUUUGCGUCGCCAAACGGUUCCGUGUUUAGAAUACAAAUCGGCAAUCAGGUGGAAGUGGAUCCGGAGGACAUUACCGUGACGUUCGAGGAUGUGAAGGGCUGUGACGAAGCCAAGCAGGAACUGAAGGAGGUGGUUGAAUUCCUUAAGAACCCGGGCAAGUUCAGCAAUCUCGGCGGUAAACUGCCCAAGGGUGUGCUGUUGGUUGGUCCCCCGGGAACGGGCAAGACGCUGCUUGCCCGUGCCGUUGCCGGGGAGGCAGGUGUGCCAUUCUUCCAUGCCGCUGGACCUGAGUUUGAUGAAGUGUUGGUAGGCCAGGGAGCUCGCCGUGUUCGCGAUCUGUUCAAGGCCGCUAAGGAACGUGCACCAUGUGUAAUAUUCAUCGAUGAAAUCGAUUCCGUCGGUGCGAAGCGCACCAACUCGGUGCUGCACCCGUAUGCGAACCAAACGAUCAACCAACUGCUGUCCGAGAUGGAUGGAUUCCAGCAGAACGAGGGUGUGAUCGUGCUGGGUGCGACGAAUCGCCGCGACGACCUAGAUCAGGCACUGCUGCGUCCGGGCCGUUUCGAUGUGGAAGUAGUUGUUCCGACGCCUGAUUUCACCGGACGGAAGGAAAUUCUCACGUACUAUCUGGGGAAGAUUCUUAGCCGUGAAAUUAACAUCGAUCAGCUUGCGCGGGGGACGACCGGGUUCACCGGGGCCGAUAUUGAGAAUAUGGUUAAUCAGGCAGCUUUACGCGCGGCAAUCGAUGGUGCGGAAACGGUGACGAUGAAGCAUUUGGAGAAUGCGCGCGACAAGGUACUUAUGGGACCGGAGCGGAAGUCCCGUCUGCCAGACGAGGAAGCUAACAAAAUUACCGCUUACCACGAAGGUGGACACGCCAUAGUUGCUUACUAUACGAAGGAAUCCCAUCCGCUGCACAAAGUAACAAUCAUGCCACGCGGUCCAUCCCUCGGGCAUACUGCUUACAUACCGGAAAAAGAGCGCUAUCACGUAACCAAGCAACAGCUGCUGGCCAUGAUGGACACUAUGAUGGGUGGUCGGGCAGCGGAGGAACUGAUCUUCGGAGCAGAUAAAAUCACAUCCGGAGCUAGCAGUGACCUGAAGCAAGCCACCUCGAUUGCGGCCCACAUGGUCAAGGAGUGGGGUAUGUCGGAGCGGGUCGGUUUGCGCACGAUCGAGGGCCCGAAAGGCUUCGGACAGAACGAGGUCCUGUCGCCGUCGACGAUCGAAAGCGUCGACAACGAAAUCAAGAAGCUGCUGAACGAAAGCUACGAACGCGCGAAGACGAUCCUGAAGCAACACGCCAAGGAGCACAAGGCGCUGGCGGAAGCGCUGCUCAAGUACGAAACGUUGGACGCUGAGGACAUCAAGGCGAUCAUGGGCGGGGAAAAGCUGGCUGCAGAAGAAAACUAAUGACUAACGGUGGCCAUGAGCGUUGGAUCAUCGUGUGGGCGCACUAAGUACGGUGUGCUGAUGGAGGUGCACGCACGCACGCGUCCACGGACAUGCUUAGCGGACACUGUGUUCUACUGAUGAGAGGAAUGUGUGUAUGUGUGGGUGUGUGUUUGGAGUACAAAUAGAAUUCAUCCCAUUCUGCGUGCUGGGGUUGUACGUCUGAAUACGCACGUAAACGAUCUUACGCAGAGUUAGGCAUGCAGUGUUUAAGCAUAUUUCACUAAACCCAGUAUGUUUGUCCAGCUGGGAUUAAAACCCGGUCACCCCGUUCUACUUUUGCCCUACCCGACCAGUUACACAUAUACUCUAGAUGAUAGGUCUGGGCUGACUGGCCAACACAAGAUCAACAACAGAAGAAGAAAAAAACCACAAGAAACCAAGAUCUAAAACGAAAACAUGAUAAAUCACAAGCUAUCGAUCGAACGUGAGGUUAUAAACGUUUAAUUAUAGAGAAGAACUAUAUACAAGCGUGUAUAUAAUAUAUACAUAUGCAAAGCUUAGGCUGCACGCUUAAUCAGAAAUAUUCGAAGAAGGGUCCCAAUGGAAACGGAAACGUAAAACAAAUCCAACCGAAUGUUACAGCGGACUGCUGAGCGCAUGAAGGGCACGGCGCGUUUAUGCAUUGCUUUAGGAAUGAAAAUAAAGUACUGUUAUCAAUAUUAAGAAA